Molecule: messenger RNA, 333 nt
Organism: Leptosia nina
Lineage: Eukaryota; Metazoa; Arthropoda; Insecta; Lepidoptera; Pieridae
Source: the annotation of a GenBank genome assembly
AUGGAAAUUGUGGUGUGGACGCAGUAUCCGUACGCUCGAACACAGCUGGGCGCCGCCGUGUGUGACGUCGCGACGAGGCGCGCCCCCCUCACGCACACGGGCGCACUCAGCACCAAUCAGCUGAUCGGCCGAGGUCGCUGCCGACUGGCAACAGCCGAACUUCGCUCACCGUCCGUGGACCUUGACGACGCACUAAGCGAACGCUUCUAUUUUCUCAUACAUUACUUCCUCCGCAAGAAACGUUUAGUCAGCGAGGAAAUCGAGAUGCUGCCAGCACAGAGUAUCGAUGGAAUAAUUAAUUUCCGACAACCCGUCGUUCACGCGUUCAGAUGA